GUUCUUCGCUCCUUUGAUGAAACCCAAUGGUAACUGUGGGUUGAGUUGCGUCAUUUGCCCCAGCAACUCCGGGGUUGCUCUGCUCCCCAGAGUACUGUAGCAGCAAACGUCGAAGCCCACGUUGGGUGCAGGUGUCUGAGGAGUUUGGAGCUGCUGGUUCAGAAUGUGGUGCGCGAGCCCAGCUGCAAUGGUGGCCGUUUGCGCCGGGCUUUGGGUCUCUAACCCGUUGACGACGCAGGGCCUGGAGGCCGGGGGGCGGUCGGGGGCUGACUGUGAAGUUUGUGAAGAAUUUUUGAACCGGUUCUACAACUCAUUGAUAGCCAGAGGAAUUAACUUUUCUUUGGACACCAUAGAAAAAGAAUUAAUCAGCUUUUGCUUGGGCGUCAAAGGAAAAGAAAACCGUCUGUGCUAUUAUCUAGGAGCAACCAAAGAUGCAGCCACAAAGAUCCUAAGUGAGGUCACUCGCCCAAUGAGUGUGCACAUGCCUGCGAUGAAGAUUUGCGAGAAGCUCAGGAAGAUGGACAGCCAAAUCUGUGAGCUGAAAUACGAGAAGAGAUUAGACUUAGCAUCAGUGGACCUGUGGAAGAUGAGAGUGGCAGAGCUGAAACAAAUACUGUACAGCUGGGGAGAAGAGUGCAGGGCCUGCGCGGAAAAAGCCGACUACGUGAAUCUGAUCAAAGAACUGGCACCCAAGUAUGCAGCAACGCACCCGAAAACAGAACUCUGACCCUCUGACGCUGGUGCACCAUUGAUUGUAAUUAGAUCCAAAUUGACUGUCUAGGAUAUGGAUGUGUUAGUCAAGCGUAACUGGGCACUGCACUGUGCAUGGCCUCAUGCAUUUUGUUUUGAUAGUACACAUCGGUUGCUUAGGUUUGUAAGUAAAAGUGUUAAUAUUAGUGGUACCUUACAUUUUCAGUAUACCAACACCUGAAAGUGCCUUUCUCAUAAUUUUAUUGUAAGGACUGUGUAAACGAUCAUUGACUACCUCCUGAAACUGGAAAAAGUGAACUACUGAAAACUGAUUCAGUAAAUUAAUUCUAAGGAGGAGAGUGCUCACAGGUCCCUCUCUGUGCACUAAUAUUUAAUUAAAUAGAUUGGAUUAGAACAAAAGGAACAAUGUUAACUUAUUAACUCCUGGCAUAAUAACCUGGCAUACUCAAAAGCUGUUUUGUUUUUUUAAAGUAAACUGUAUUACCAACUGCAAAUCGCUCUACGUUUUAACUCUCUUUGGUAUCAGAAAUGGGAGGGCAGGAGGUACUACUUGAAAUUAGUGUCUCACAUAAGAAGAAAACCUAUUUAAAACCUAUUUAAACAUACUUAAAGAAAAUAAAUGAAGAAUCCAGUCAAGUAUAGCCAAUGUUUUAGCAAAUUGUAUCAAUACUUGCACUGCUAAAUGAACAAAGCUCAAAGUCUUUUGCAUGCCUUUCUAUCACACAGUAGAUAAGCUUUUGAUAGAGUAUUAAAACACGCUAAGGGCACAUGCAGGCAACAUGAAGCUUUAGGCUUCCUAGUGCUAUUUUAUCAGCUUUCAAUUGUAAAAUCAUUUUGGCUCCAUUUUCUGGCCACAUAUGAAUAAGAUCCCACCAAAGAAGUGGCUGCCUCUGUGUGGCAAGUGGAAAUGGGGAAUGACUGCAGAGCAGCUCGAGGGAACUUUCUGGGGGUGAUGGUAUCUCCUAUAUCUUAAAGGUGGUUACAUGGGUGAAUAUCAUUGUCAAACUAAUCUGUUAGUGCAAUGGAGAUCUGGGCAUUUUAUUGUAUGUAAAUUAUAUCUAAAACACUGCUGUAGAAAAAUUAUUAACUAAAUAAUUAAA
Pteronotus mesoamericanus is the source of this 1811-nucleotide messenger RNA. It is a transcript of the gene CDNF, whose product is annotated as cerebral dopamine neurotrophic factor. Lineage: Eukaryota; Metazoa; Chordata; Mammalia; Chiroptera; Mormoopidae. Bases 164 to 727 code for a protein of 187 amino acids. The record is from RefSeq and is a predicted model, not a curated record. Gene Ontology annotation, cellular component: endoplasmic reticulum. Gene Ontology annotation, biological process: dopaminergic neuron differentiation; neuron projection development. The transcript has 4 exons.